Molecule: messenger RNA, 3589 nt
Organism: Aphanomyces astaci
Lineage: Eukaryota; Oomycota; Saprolegniomycetes; Saprolegniales; Verrucalvaceae
Exons: 2
Coding region: 38-3526 (1162 amino acids)
Biological process (GO): mRNA cis splicing, via spliceosome
Cellular component (GO): U2-type prespliceosome; U1 snRNP
Molecular function (GO): RNA binding; protein binding
Source: RefSeq, a predicted model, not a curated record
UUGGCAUUGACGGGGAUGCGGUGGCCGAUUCGCGUCGAUGGAUCCUGUUGUGGCGGCCAGUGAGUUCAUUGCCCACCGAUGGCACAAACCGACACAGUCGAGGACAUCGGAUGCCACUGCGUCCUUGCAUGGCGCCACGCAUGUGUACGACUUCCAUCAUCCCAAGCGCGACCAUCAGCAGCAGCAGCACGUUCAUCGCCAUUUCCAUCAGCAUCGAGCGAAACAUGCGCAACAAUGUGAUCCAAGCGCAUCCCGGUUGGAUGAUGACGCAACGGUGUUGUUUGCGUAUCAGCCCUUGUAUUGCGAAGAAUUUAUGGAAGCCCAUAGCGAUGCCGUGGAGUUAUCGCGAGCCCACUUCGCCAUGUCCCGAACACCUCGGGAGCGAUCUUGUGCCACCGUCCCCCCGAGGCGAAAGAGGCCACAGUCCGCCACAGUCAAACGUGUGACACCCGUGAGCUGUCGUGCCGUCGACAGCACCUCCAGUCGCGACCCCGCGGCCGCCAUGAUCUAUUGCAGUCCCGGGUUCAAGCAAAAGGCAUUGCAACGGCUGGAAGCUGAAACGUAUCGGCUAUUGGACCACACAAGGACAGGGAGCGCUUUGAUGGCAUGGGAGACCCCCACCCAUGACACCAGUAGUCGUCCACGUGGCCCGGGGCUUUCUGCAGUGCGGAUACGGAAUAACAAGACAGCAGCAGCAGCUUCGACCUGCCUAGCAUCCCAGCGUACACUUGUACGUAGGCCUACCCUUUCCGAGAUGCAACGAGCGUGCCACGUCAUCUACAAGUUUGUGUGUCGUUCGUACUUGCGUCGUAAACGAGACCGCCUCGUUCUUAUGCUACAUACCAGCUACCCAGUCGGUGAGUUCUCGGACGGGGUAGUUUCCGCGUGCAAGCAGUUCGCGUCAACGCGGCGCCGCGCGGGGCUUUCUACCCACAAGCACACCCUCGCGCAUUCCAUUCACCAGCAGAAGCGGGAGGAGGACGACGACGAGAAGAUGGCAAAGACGAACGUGUCCGCCGCUGUCGUCGGUGUCGGCCAAGCCAGCGCCAGGAAGCAGCAGUCCGUGUCCUCAAAACACACAGCUUGUCGUCCAAAACAACAUCCUCCGUCAAACAAAGCACCUACAGCCCCGUCGAUAGACACCCCACACGGCGGCGUGGACAUUGCAUUCAAAACCCCAACACCGAAGUCGUCUAAUAAGACUGCCAAACCACGAAAGUCAGCCCAGUCGGCGCACUGUACCAUGGAACGAAGCGACCCGCUCACCAAACUUCGACGGCAAGUGCUGCUUCAUCAAGCCAAGGCCACCAAACACGACGCCGCUCUGCAUUCCACGCUUGCAAGUUUGAGCGAGCAGCAUGAUGGGAUUGGGGGAGGGGAUGCCUACGUCAAGGGAACCGCCGCGUUGCUAGCUAUUGACAUGUACUUGCGUCAAAACCAACGGCAGACCAAAAAACGUUGUGGGGGGGCCACACGACGAACGCGCCGCCUUCACCUGCCAAAAGUGGCUCCGUACGAGUGGACGCGACCUGCACCACCACCUAUUCACACGACUGUACCUCCAGUCACCCACGCGGUCCUUGCACCAAGUUUACACGAGCAAGAUCAUAUCCACCUUGAAUCAAACUGGACGUUGUUGGAAUCGCAACCCCCAGCGACGUGUGCUCUCGACAACAGCGGCAGCCACCACCUGCAUUCAUAUAACAGCCCCAACACGAUGGCGAUGACGUGGCCUCAAAGGAACCUACAUUCCACCAGCCGCCUCGAUGAAUGCGUGUUAUUGUGCGUUGCUGCAAAUUCUUUGGACACUGCUGUGGAACGAAUCAUGCCAUGCCAAGAUGCGAUGACGCCCCUGACAGCAGUCCACUCAUCCGACAAGGUCGACGUGAUUGAAGGAACCGACUCCUCCCCGCCCGAUGCCAAUGACUUGGUUGGUUCACCAGGUGGCUACAACAACACCAUUUCAAUACAACAUAUGCCAACAGUUUGCCCCCACCUUGCAAAUGCAAGCCCCCGAGGAGGUGGCCCCACAUCCCCAUUGAACUCCCCCAAUUCCAUACUUGUGUCGUCGUUAUCAACCUCCAGUGAAUGUCCUUCAACACGUACCAUCGAGGCAACAACUACUCCAUCAAGUCCUCAACCAGCCCCAUCUACGCAAGAAACCCACGAGAUGGAGCUGGUCGCCUCCAUGUACAGACACUUUUACGCGGCCAAACGCAUUCAAAGAUGGUACUGUCGACAAGCGGCACUUUGCCAUUCGAGCGUUCAUCCCAUCGACGAUACAGCACUGCACCAGCCCAUGUCGCUUGAGCAAGUUCAAUCGAGCAAAACUACUUCACAAAGCCUUGUUCUAUUAUCCCCCUUGGAUUUGUGCUCCAAUCAUUCCCCCCAGUCCCCCCCGAUUCCCCCAUUCAACACGGCACACACCACCGCUUGUUCUUCGUCCUCAAACAGUCCACAAAGCCCAACUGCGUUAUCACACACUAAUUCCGUCGAGCCUUCGUCCGUGGAUCGUACGUGCCACGCCACCCACACUAUUCAACGGUGGUGGCAGCGGCACGCCAUCUCUCGACCACCCCACGACAACGCGAUCUUGACCGCUGCUGCCUUGACAAUCCAACGGCAAUACAGAGUGUUUGUCAACCGUGCAGACAUGCGGGGGGCGCUCACGGCCUUGCUACGGGCACACCGCCGGCACACACGGAAACUGAUGCAGACCACGCCGUCACCGUCCAAAUUGGCAGCUCCACGGAUAGAAGGAGACCCGAAACCUAAGUUAACCACACGAAUCAGGCCGUGGCGCUCUGCAGUGUGGGCGCUAGUGGCUGUCCGUCGACUCAUCCAACGUCGCAGGGCGAUGGACAAGGCAGCUCGAACUGUCCAGAGUCAGUUUCGAACGCACGGACGGCGCCACGUCAUCGCGGCGGGCAUGCGGUUGAUGUUGCUCCACAGAGCCCGACAAGUCCAAUGGGGUGCUUUCACGGAGAAGGGCGGUGCCAAUACAACCGAUAGGGGGACCGAAGAAAUGGUCGAAGAUACUAGGAGCCAACGUCAUGGCGGCGACGAUACUAGGUGGGACGAAUACACGGACCCUGAGACCGGCGCACCGUACUUUUAUAACCCCACGACUGGUGAAACCAAGUGGAAACAAGUUGAAACGACGACAAAGAUGGCGCUGCAGCAGCCCGUGGCGGAAGUAGCCAGCGACGACGGCGACUACAUGAUUGCAGGGUUGGCUACCCCCAGCGUCGUCUCCACGCCUCGCUCACCAUCCUCGGCGACUUCUAACCACGAAACAACCUACGCUCGGGUGGACGGCGGCGGGACCUGGACGCAAGCGGCCGACGAGAACGGUUGCGCGUACUACUACAAUACGGCCACCAACGCCAUGUCAUGGAACCCAUCGUCGGCGCAACAUCCCCUUCUUGCGAUGGAGACAUGGGAAUGUUUUACAAGCAAAGACGGGGUGCCUUACUACUACAAUGCAUUGACAGGAGAAACAACGUGGACGUUGCCGAACAUGUAAUAGAAGCAUUGUGCUUUGCCUUUUUUGGCAAUUCCAGGGUUAAAUCCAUUGUUUAAAUAUUUC